CUGCCUGCCCGCAGCUCCUCCCAGCCCCAGCACUGGCAGGCCCUGCUGGGGCUGCACGUGCAGGGCCUGACCAGCGAGUGGACGCUGAGCCGCGGCCUGCGGCGCGUCCUGGCCCACCCGCAGUACGACGCCCGCAGCUACGACUACGACCUGGCCCUGCUGCAGCUGGACCGGCCCCUGCUGCUCGGUCAGCACGUCUGGCCCAUCUGCCUGCCCUCCCCCACAUACCAGCUGCCCCCCGGACACCAGGCCUGGAUCACCGGCUGGGGGGCCACCCGGGAGGGAGGUGUGGGGGCGUCCGUCCUGCAGAAGGCCAUGGUCCGGCUGGUGAACCAGACCGUCUGCGACCGCCUCCUGAACGAUGACCUCACUGACCGCAUGCUUGGGCGGGCCUUCCUGGCGGGCGUGGUCAGCUGGGGGGAAGGCUGCGGCCUCAGGAACAAGCCGGGGGUCUACACCCGGGUCCCCGCGCUGCGCGGCUGGAUAAAGGAGCAGAGCGGCGUGUAG
This is a messenger RNA of Menidia menidia (Atlantic silverside), 507 nucleotides long. NCBI's taxonomy places the organism in Eukaryota, Metazoa, Chordata, Actinopteri, Atheriniformes, Atherinopsidae. The record is from the annotation of a GenBank genome assembly.